Aspergillus versicolor CBS 583.65 is the source of this 1546-nucleotide messenger RNA. RefSeq names its product adenosine deaminase (gene aah1). Gene Ontology annotation, biological process: hypoxanthine salvage; adenine catabolic process; purine ribonucleoside monophosphate biosynthetic process. Gene Ontology annotation, cellular component: nucleus; cytosol. The record is from RefSeq and is a predicted model, not a curated record. Lineage: Eukaryota; Fungi; Ascomycota; Eurotiomycetes; Eurotiales; Aspergillaceae. Bases 258 to 1349 code for a protein of 363 amino acids. The transcript has a single exon. Gene Ontology annotation, molecular function: adenine deaminase activity.
CGAUCUUCAAUCCCCUGACUCAAACGGCUGCCACACAUGGAGUUCAUUGGUUCAGGGGCUAUUCUUUUGUAGGAAUUGACCCAGUACUUGUGCAUAUAGUGACCACCUGCCAACGGCAUCUGUGGAGAUAAUCCACACUACUAAACUCCAAUUCAAUACAUGUUGCAAUAUAUAUAGACUAUGUCUCUCUUUCUCUCUUUAGUUUUCUGCACUUGAUGUACCAAUAAACACUCUUGCGCCUUUUUACUCCAACUAUAAUGUGCCCCUCGUCAACCACCUCCGAUUCCCAAUGGCAUGCCUUCUUGCACGGCCUUCCCAAAUGCGAACACCACGUCCAUCUCGAAGGUUGUCUUACGCCAUCUCUCAUCUUCCAGCUCGCGGCCAAGAACAACUUCGCUUUGCCCAGUCCAGCCAUCAAUGCUGCAUACGCUUCCAUCGAAACCCUAACAGCCCGCUACGGCAGCUUCACCUCGCUCGACGACUUCCUCGCCUUCUAUUUCAUCGGCAUGGGGGUUCUCAAAGACAAAAGCGACUUUGAGGAGCUCGCUUGGGCGUACUUCCAAAGGGCGUAUGAAGACGGCGUGCACCAUGCAGAGGUCUUCUUUGAUCCGCAGGUGCAUAUGGAGCGCGGCGUGGAGUACCGCGUUAUUGUCGAUGGGUAUGUUGCAGGCUGUAAGCGGGCUGAACGGGAGUUGGGGAUGACUACGCGUCUGAUUAUGUGCUUCUUGAAGCAUUUGCCGUUGGAGUCUGCGGCGGGUCUUUAUGCUACGGCUUUGGGAGAGGGCCAUCUUGAUGAUAUGCAUAAUGGAGUGAUUCAUGGCCUGGGGUCUUCGUCGAGUGAGGUUGGUCCGCCCAAGGAUCUGUUCAGGCCUAUCUAUGUCUCUGCUGCGGAGCGCGGGGUCAGAUUAACGGCGCACGCUGGCGAGGAGGGGGAUAGUUCAUAUAUUGCUGCAGCAUUGGAGAUGGGUGCUACGCGAAUUGACCAUGGGAUUCGACUUGUUGAAGAUGUCGAGCUGAUGAAGAGAGUUGCGAGAGAGGGGGUGUUGUUAACGGUUUGUCCGGUGUCGAAUGUGCAGUUGAAAUGUGUGAGCUCUGUAUCGGAGGUGCCUAUUCGGGCAUUCCUUGAUGCUGGCGUGAGGUUUAGCAUCAACAGUGACGAUCCGGCGUACUUUGGGGCGUAUGCACUGGAGUGCUAUUGUGCGGUGCAAGAGGCAUUUGGGUUGAGUGUGGAUGAAUGGAGGCUCAUUGCGGAGAAUGGGGUCCACGGAAGUUGGAUUGAAGAGGAGAGAAAGGGAGAGUUGUUAAGGAAGAUUGAGGAACAUGUUAGCAGGUUUGAGGGGCUUUUAUAAGAUGAGUCUUGUAUAGAGACUGGUGGUGUUUGUAAGAGCGUGUGCAGUUAUUUUUUAAGCCGACAACUUAUCGGUGGUUGAAUCGGGCGAUAAUUGAGAUAUAUUGGACAUAACAUAAAUGAAAACAACAAACUAAUUUGCCGAUACUGUUGUAAAUGAAUUGAGAGUUGUACGAGAGUCGUGGAUGUGUAAUGGUG